AUGCAAAGUAAAAUUUUGAUUCGAGAAAAUCCUAGAUCUCUAGUUUUUAUACAAUCCAAAACUUCAGAAAAUUAUCUUUCUUCAGAUAACAUUGCAUUAUUAUUUGAGCCGAUACCAGGAAAUUAUAAUGUCAACGUACCAAAAUGCAAAGUUCAAUUAAUAUCUAAUUUAGAAUUUGAUUUACAUCAGUAUCGACUUUUUAACACAAAGCCUAUGUAUGGCUGUCUUGGCCUGAUAGAAGUUGAAAAAGGAGUUGUGACAGACUGCAAACAUAUUGGCCGAAUACGGCCAGGCGAAUCUGUUCAUCGUAUUAUAGAUGUAGAGUUUUAUUCCUUAACAAAUAAUUCAUGGGACUAUUCUUCGACAACAUAUAGUAAUUCAAGUCGAUUACAUGAUGAAGAUAAUUCAUCUUCUGUUUCUGUUCAUCCAUGCAAUCAAUUAAGAAAAUUACUUUCGAAUGGCCAUUUUUAUUUUUCAUCGAAUUUUGAUUUGACGAGGACUUUGACAGUGAGAGCAAGUAUGUCUAAAGCUGAUAAAUACUCGUAUGAUAGCCAUUUUCUAUGGAAUAAAUUUAUGAUAAAAGAAUUGUUAAAUUAUCGCUCUAAACUUAGUGAUCCUGAACAAAUUGCGAUGGAUAAUAGCGGAUUUUUGGUUCUUGCAAUUCAUGGAUAUAUUGGUAGACAAGAUGUGACUGUUGGUACAAGCAAUGCUUCUUUGUCUGUUAUUUCCAAAUUAAGCUGUAAGAGAGCUGGAACUAGAUAUAACACUCGUGGAAUUGAUGAUGAUGGAAAUGUUGCGAAUUUCGUAGAGACGGAAACAAUUUUACAAUUACCACAUCGUUGCUUCUCUUACACACAAAUUCGUGGCAGUGUUCCAUUAUUUUGGGAGCAACAAGGAAUUCAAGUCAUGAGUCAUAAGAUCCAAAUAUCACGUGGACCAGCAGCAACGUUACCAGCAGUUGAACGACAUUUUAAUGAGUUGCAAAGUAGAUAUGGUGAAGUUUAUAUACUUAACCUACUUAGUCAACUCAAAGAUGGCGAAUUUCUAUUAUGUAAUGAAUAUCAGGAUCGAACAAAUGAUUUAAAUAAACACGGAUACAUUUAUCAAUUUUUUUCUUUUGACUUUCAUGCCAUUUGUGGGAAUUCAAAUUAUGAGAAUUUGUCAAUACUAAUUCGAGAUAUUGGAAAAAAUUUGGAAUCGACUGGUUUUUUUUUGUUGGAUAUAGAAACAAGCUCACCAAUAUUUUAUCAAAAAGGUGUUUUUCGAACUAACUGUGUGGAUUGUUUGGAUAGAACAAAUAUUGUACAAACAGUUAUAUCAAAAACUGUAUUAAGCACGUAUCUCCAUGAGAUAGAAUGUGUCACUCAUAGCCUAGAAUCGUUGAAUUCUAGACAUUCACAUUUAUGGGCAGAAAAUGGCGAUAGUCUGUCAAAGAUUUAUGCUGGCACGGGUGCAUUGAAAUCUGAAUAUACACGUAGCGGGAAACUCACUUGGUCGGGCGUUAUUGGAGACGCUACGAAAACGGUCAAUCGCUUUUAUAUAAAUAAUUUUCAGGAUAAAUUUAAACAAGAAGCCAUAGAUUUAUUACUCGGCAAACAAUUAAAUCAAAAUCAAAUUAUGAUUUAUGAUCCUGUAAACGAAUUGGUUCUUGAAGACAUUCAAAAAAGGUUAAAUGAUUUUUCAACAAAAACAACAAUAAAUGUUUUUGUUGGAACAUAUAAUCUUAAUGGUGUUUCACCUUUGGGUGAAUCUCUUACACCCUGGCUCUUUGCUUUUGAUGAUUAUGAGCAAGAUCCACAUCUGUAUGUAAUUGGGUUUCAAGAAAUCGUAGAGUUAAAACCUCAACAGAUCGUUUCUACAGAUCCAGAAAAAUUCCGUAUCUGGGAGCGUGAAAUAAGUAGAACACUCAAUGGUCGUCACGGAAAUCAUUCCAAUUAUGUGAUUUUGCGUUCAGAUCAAUUGGUUGGUACUGCAUUAGUUAUUUAUGCAAGAGCUGAUGUGGUUUCCAAUAUAAGGAAUGUUGAAUGUGUCAUGAAAAAGGGCGCUGUGGCCAUUAGCUUUAAUUAUUUUGAUACAAGCCUUUGUUUUGUAACAGCGCAUUUUGCAUCUGAAAGAAAUAAAGAAUAUCAAGCUAUUCAUGAUGGUUUAACUUUUAGAAAUGGUCGACGACUUGAACAUUUUGAAUAUGUGGUUUGGUUGGGUGAUUUUAAUUAUCGGAUAUCUUUAACAAAUGAACAGGUUCGAGCUUUCCUAGAAGAUGAAAAUCUUGAUGCAUUAUUAAAUGCUGAACAGUUGACCAAACAAAUUGAACGGGGGCAAGCUUUUACUGAUUAUAUUGAAAAUCCUAUUACAUUUUUCCCAACAUAUAAAUAUGAUAUUGGAACAGAUAUGUAUGAUACAAGUGAAAAAGCAAGGGUUCCAGCAUGGACAGAUCGUAUAUUAUAUCGAGGAAAUAGAAUAAAACAGUUUGGUUAUUGUAGAGCUGAAAUAAAGGCUUCAGAUCAUAGACCGGCAGCCAAAGAAAAAGUUCAUAGAGAAAUAUAUUUAGAAAAGCUACAAAUUGUGUCUCAAGACAAUAAUAAAUUUUCUUAUUAUUCAAAUGUCACUGAAAUAGAACAAAAUGGAAAACAACAUUGGGAUAAAUUGGCAAAAUCGAUAAGAAAAGUUAAUGACACACCAUUAACUACUGAUGAUGAAAUCAUAGCAAAAUUAGCAAAGUCAAGAGAAACCGAGAAUCAAAAUGCACCUGUUGGUAUAUUGAUUGAUUUUGAAGACGAAGGUGCCAAAGAAAAAUCAGCUGAAAAUUUGCCCCCGCCAAGUUCAGAACAUCAUCAGUGGUGGACUGUCCCAAUCGUUGGAACACACACAACAGCUUUAUCACCAGUUAAAAUUGAUAAAAGUACAAUUAAUCACGAUUUUCGGAAGUAUUCAAAUAAUCCAUUUUAUGACACAUUGGUAAACCCAAUGAUGACAGACUUUUCUGAACAACCACUUGUAUCUUUACCAUCUACAAAAUCAACAAUUCAAGAAUUUAACAAGCCAAAAAAAAAAAUAAACCCAUUUUUUGAGAUUGAUUAUGAACUUGACGAUGAUAAAACCAAUAAUAAUGAUCAAUUAAUCGAUAUUCCGUUUGAUUCAUCGGAACAAUCAAAACCGGAAGUCAAUUCACACAAUGAUUGGAUUCCAUUAAUUCCAACUAAAAUCAAUCGUGGUGAUGAUAGUAAUUAA
Entrophospora sp. SA101 is the source of this 3228-nucleotide messenger RNA. The record is from the annotation of a GenBank genome assembly. Lineage: Eukaryota; Fungi; Glomeromycota; Glomeromycetes; Entrophosporales; Entrophosporaceae.